This is a messenger RNA of Ostrinia furnacalis (Asian corn borer), 2753 nucleotides long. RefSeq names its product centrosomal protein of 162 kDa. Gene Ontology annotation, cellular component: centriole; axonemal microtubule. The record is from RefSeq and is a predicted model, not a curated record. Gene Ontology annotation, biological process: cilium assembly. Lineage: Eukaryota; Metazoa; Arthropoda; Insecta; Lepidoptera; Crambidae. Bases 134 to 2038 code for a protein of 634 amino acids. The transcript has 5 exons.
UCGUUGCCUGGCAACGAAAAAUUAAAUGUUUGAUCGCUUUGAAAGAAUUGGGGAAAAAUAACAUGAAUGAAGUUUAAUAAAAAAGAAAAGUAGCAUUGAAGACAAUUUGUUGUUAUUUUAAUUUAUUAACAACAUGUCUAAAUUCGCCAUGGUAGACCUGGUUGAAUUAGCAUCUAAUGAAAACAGUAUUUCUACAAAAGAAUUUCUCAACCUCGAAAAGACUUGUGAAGCGUACAAAGACAGUGAUGAAGAGAUAAAAAUGAUAUUUACUGAGAUAAACAAACUGUCUGGUGGAAUAGGGAAUAAUAAUAAAAUGGCAGAGGAGGAUAUGGAUGAUGUGGAGUUGAUUUUGAAGAGAGCAGAAGAUAUUGCUCUAGAGACGGAAAACUUAUUGAAAAGUAGUCCUGUCGCUGAUGUGACCGGCAACAGUAUCCCAGGCAGUGUAUCCAAUUCGGUUGUCAUACCCCAAAUCAAAGUUAGCAAACCCAUAGAAAACCAAGAUCAAAAUUGUAACUUGGCACAUAAGCAAAAUACCAAGCAAGCUGGUAAAGAAAAUAAUGAAAAUCGACGCAAACCAAAAUCGAGACCUUAUUCGGCUGGGGUUAUCGAUUCUAAGAAACGAGAAGGCGGUAAAGUUGCAAGAUUUGUUACAAACUCACCAAAAAAGAGCACGAACUGUAAACACGAAGGUUUAAUUGAAGAGCUAAAAGAUACCAAUGAGAGAAUUAAAAGCAUUGAACUCUUGAAUGUUCAACUAACCGAUGACAAUAAAGUUCUGAGAAAGAAACUCGAUCAAAUCAACGAACAAAAACAUGUUGCCGAUUUGAAAUUAGCUGAAUGCGAAAAGUUUAUCAGUCGAAUUGGAAAAGAAUAUGAGAACAGAAAUAUGGAACUCAAAGCGGCUAACGAAAAUGAGGGAAGAAUAAUGGCAGAGUUAAAUAAAGAACGUAACGAGAGAAAGAACUUGACUAUCCAACAUGAAAAAGACGUGAUUGUAAUUCAUGAUCUUCAAAGGCAGGUCAAAGAAAUGGAGCUGAUAUUGAGAAGGAAACAUCCUGAUUCUGUAUCAGCCUUGAUAGUGGCCUCAAAGUCAUCGACAGUGGAAGAUAACAAGAAAAAGUUAUUGGAAGAACGAAUCGCCCGUUUGGAACAAGAACUAAAGGACAAGGAAGAUCAUUUUCAGGGUAUACUGUUAACGCUUCAGGAAAAGUUUGGAGACAUGAAAGUGAAAUAUGAAAACCAUAUUAUUGACGUAGAGCGACAGCUAAUGGAAGAUCGUAAAGUAAACACAGAGCUUAAGAAUAAGUUAGGCAAAGCCAACAUGGUUGAUGCAUCCGUCCAAACAAUGCCUAGGCCUGUACACACAAUUUCUACACAAACAUUUUUAAAACCAGACAGAGCUUCGUCAGCUGUGAGCAGACUGUCGCAGAAUUCUGCGCUUUUAUUGAAUAAGUUGAAAGAAGAUAGUUAUUUAGUGGCCACAAUCAAGGGCUUGCAAGCAGAGCUUACUGUAAAACAACGAACUAUUGCUAAGAUAAAUAGAGAAACAGAAGAAUUAAGGAAGAAUUUACGGAAUCUGCAAAAAGAAAAAGAAGUGCUACUUCACAUAAACCCUCAAAAGAAGAUAGGUUUAAAGCAAAAUAAGUCUACAGAAAACAUUUUGGCAAGAAUGAACACCGAAAUGGUGACUGAGUUGGAAGAGAUGAAAAAGCAGAAAGAAGUAAUAUUGCUUGAACGAAACAGCUUGUUGGAUUCUUUGAAGCGAACGAACGAAGAGUUUAUCUUGCUGAAGAAGAAGAGGAUUCAAGAUCUACACACUCUCCAACUCGCCCAUGAAAAAGAGCUGAUGCAGAUGAACAUGCAAGUGUAUCCUUUACAAGAGGAGAUCAAACUUCUGAAUCGAACCGUCGAGAUCCUUCAAGACCGUUUAAGAUCAGCAGACGAUAAAUCUGUUAGACAUCAAACAAAAGAGGAUAAUAUGCAUGCUGGAGGAGAUACUGGCAGUUUGAAGAGUACCGGUAAGAAAGAUAACCGUUAAGAAAGAAAAAAAAACUAUUUCUUAUGUUGAUCUCUAUGAUAUUGAUGACGUAUUUUACAUAUCGAUCACCCGCAUUUAUUCCAUAAAUAAUUAUUAAUUUAUAUUCAAUAACAAUUAAUUUGUGUGAUUGCUAUGUAUGAAUUAUUAUGGUACAUGUAGCUGAUAAUAGAAUUUAAUUUAUCGCACUGCAUUCGUUUGGUGUGCAAUAAAAUUUUGUAAUUUUGUACACAAAUUCUUCGUUUGACGACCGAAUAGUUUGGUCGGUUCAUUGAAAUUCAUUCACAAUCGCACGUUGAAGAUAACGGUGAAAGUAUUUGUGACGUUUGCCUUAAACGUGUGACGUUUAUGCCUUUUUUACGAUGCAUUUUACUUAACCACGUGUGUUAUUUACUUAUGCUUAGGGUUGCCAUCUCUAAAAUUUGGUAAUCAGGACAAGAUGCGAGAAAACCCCGGAUUUUGAAGCCCAGAAACCGGAUAUGUCAACAGGUUUUUAUAAAACUUAGUCACGUCUCCCGGCAUUGGCUUAAGACUUAAUUUUUUUAUACCCGGACAACAAAUAAAACCUCACCCGGACGCCCUCUAAACUAGGACAAAUCUGGGGAAACCCGGACGGAUGGCAACCCUAUUUAUGCUUAAGAACGUUGAAGAUUAUGUGAUAGGGACCAGAUAGUUUAUAAGGAGAGUUCUAAGUGUUCUUGAGUGCCUAAGGGUGAUA